AAUAAUAAUGGCUGAACCACAAAGAAAAAGUAGAUUAUCUAUCCACGAAGGCGCAAGCAAAGUAGCCCUUGCAGAGAAAUCUUUCAGCAAGAUGAGGAUGAGGAGGCAAUCUUACGGCUUCGGGAGGGUGCCUGGUAUUACAGCGGCUGGGCCUAGAACUUCACAGUUGGGCAUUGAAUUCAAGCGGCCCGCCUUGUCGUAUCUCCCGACGUACCAGCUCGGGCCCACACACAAAGUGAAAGAUUUUGAGGUCCGGAAGAUCAUUGACGACUUUCUCAAUGAAAACUUUACAGGUCAUAAGUAUAAUGUUCAGGAAUCUCCAGCACUAGCUUUACGUCUGUCAUCCGAGAUAAUGCGCGAGAUGAAAACCUUGGAAUACAAUCGCUAUCGGUUCAUAGUCGUCGUCACCAUUUACCAGCGUCGUUCCCAGUGUUACAACAACGCCAUCACCUUCCUCUGGGAUCCAGAGAGAGACACCUACGUCGACGUGCAGCGAGUAACCACCACCGCCGCUAUCCAGGUCACUGCGUUCGCUAUCUAUCUUGAUUAAAGCUCACUUAACCUCACUUUUAUAUUUACGACGGGAUACAUUGUUUCAA
Molecule: messenger RNA, 599 nt
Organism: Cydia splendana
Lineage: Eukaryota; Metazoa; Arthropoda; Insecta; Lepidoptera; Tortricidae
Product: dynein light chain Tctex-type protein 2B-like
Exons: 3
Coding region: 8-550 (180 amino acids)
Biological process (GO): microtubule-based movement
Cellular component (GO): cytoplasm; cytoplasmic dynein complex
Molecular function (GO): dynein intermediate chain binding
Source: RefSeq, a predicted model, not a curated record